AUGGCUCGUCCAAUGAUAGUUGACAGUGAUGAAGAGGGCUCUUCAGAAGGUAAUAAUUCUGCCAUCCGCAACCAAAGCGACGAGGAAGAGGGUGAACAGUUGAAUAACUUGAACUCCAGGUACAACAACGACAGCGAUUCAGACAUGUUGUCUGAAUUAAGCGACGCGCCAAAUAUCAACGAAGAAGUAGACAUUGGAGAAGAUGAAGAUGAUGACGAGGACGAUGAUGAAGAAGAAGAAGAAGAUGGAUCCAGUGAAGUUGAUGAAGCUGGAGAUAGAACUAUUCAUAAUGCUGACGAAGAGGACGAAGAAGAUGAGGAAGACGAGGAAGACGAAGAAUUGGACUCAGAGGAGGAAGAAGAAGACAUUCCUGCUAUUAGUGAUGAUGAAGGAACGUACAAGAUCGAAGAUCCGGAUGAUAUGGAUGAAGAUUUGGAACUAAGAGAUGAAGAUGAGGAGCCACAACCAAAAAAGACUUCACCUAGAAAGAUAAAUAUCACUGUAAAACCACCUACGAAGGUGACAAAGGCAGCUCCCAAAAGGGGACAUCCGACUCCUUCGACGAGAGAGACAAGAAAGCGUCAACUCACUUAUUAUGAAGAGGACGAGGAAGAUGAAGAAGAGGAAGAGGUUGAUGAAGAAGAAGAAGAGUACGCUUCUUUAAAGAAAGCCAAGAAGACAAAGCUCCCUCAGCCAAAGACACAGCCGCAAGAGCUAGAUGAAGAUUUGUUAUUAACUGACGAAGAGCAAGAGUACAAUCCCCAUGCGCAUCCCGAUUUGUCGAAGAUGACAGAGAGACAAAGAGCCAGGUACUUGGAAGAAGAGACCGAGAGUAAGCAGUUCAUAGAGUUGGACGACAACUACACCACAGCCAAGAAGAGUAGGCUUAAGAAGACCGAGACAGAAGAGCAAACAGCAUUAAAAAAGGCCGAGAGUGCUAGAAGAAGGCAGGACUACAAGAUGAAGGCAUUAGAGGAAGAAAAACGAGACACAUUGAACAAACUAUUGAAGAGAAGAGCCACCAAGACUCGAGAGGUACAAGACAAGGAAGGUACAGUGGAGGUGGUGAAGCUGGCCACAAAGGCCCGGAGACCUGUCCUUCAGCAUCCAGCCUUAUUCCGCUAUGUCAGCAACAUUACAACAUUGGGCGGAAACUCUGUUCUAGCAGUAAAUCAGAGCACGUCGUAA
Molecule: messenger RNA, 1188 nt
Organism: Scheffersomyces stipitis CBS 6054
Lineage: Eukaryota; Fungi; Ascomycota; Pichiomycetes; Serinales; Debaryomycetaceae
Exons: 1
Coding region: 1-1188 (395 amino acids)
Cellular component (GO): Ino80 complex
Source: RefSeq, a predicted model, not a curated record